AUGACUUUGAAUCCUGAUCUUUGUGUGGAUCAUCAUGGAAGAGAAAAUGUUCCCUUCAAGUAUUUCGUUCGUCCGACAAUACUGCCAUCAUCCAAAGUGUCAACAUCUUUCACCUGCUUCCCUCAACUACCAGUAGAGCUUCAGCUUCAAAUUUAUGACUUCUGCGAUGGCUCUACGCUGUUCAACCUCAUGCACACGUGCUCUGACAUCCGUAAAGAGGCCUCGAAACGGUUCUGGACUCACAAAGAUACCUGGUACAGGUGCUCAGAAGACACAGCAUUUCCACGAGAUACCCAGCAUCCAAUCAUUCAGUACUGUCCAGACUUCGCGAGUAGGAUCACGCAAGUUGAAAUUGACUUCAUUCGCAUACACAUGGCGUUUCCAACAGAUGAGAUAGACCCUAUCCAAGGACCGAGAACGACGACCUCAGACAAGGCCCGUGCCUUCUGGGCUCGUGUACAGAGCAUCUUCCCUUCUGUGCGAACUCUGGUAAUGACUGGCGAAUAUGAGACUUCUGCUUCGGUCAUUGAGACUGUCAUCGGUUAUGCGCCCUCGAAUAUUCGCGUUCUGGUUGCUCAAGAGUAUUGGCGCACGCCAAACAGGGCUGAGCAGAUUGUUUGUGAUCUUUGGAGAGUCGAUCCUGAUUCCAAGUCUCCAUGGCAGCUUAUCCAAUCAUCCUGGACGAUUCGCCGCAUUCUCCUACCAAAGAGACACUGCCCGGCCUUCCCGGUUGGCACAAUGUUGGAAACACUCGCGUCAAACCGCCCUUCUGCCCUGGAACAGUGGGGACUUCAGCGCCUAAGACUGGAGUCUUAUCGGCGGUACUCCCCUCCCGGUUCGCCAUGGCGUUGUGUAGCCUCCAGCUACGACACCGACUGCGCUGCCACGUUCGCUGAUCAGAACGAUUGGGAAGAGCACAUCUACAACAAUGCGCAUCAGCAUCAUGGCUUUUCAAAAGACAGGCUGCACCUUUUCCGCUUAUGCGAACACACACCGUCCGAAGAGAAAACCGCCAUCGAGGCGCGAUGCAAGCGUUUCACAGAGAAUUGUGAAGAAAUAAUAGCACUGCGCCAUAAGAUCAGAGAUGCGUAUGGUCCCUACGACUCAGAGGAGAGACUUCUGUUUUUAGAGAAUCUCUACUCGGAUGAGCAACCAGUCAGACCCGCGCCGGGAGAGUGCGUAGAGGAGAAGUGUACGGACAAGUGCACCUGGCUUGAACUCCUCGCUCAUUGGUUCCGGCCGGAAAGGAGCGAGUAUGAGUAG
Molecule: messenger RNA, 1263 nt
Organism: Parastagonospora nodorum SN15
Lineage: Eukaryota; Fungi; Ascomycota; Dothideomycetes; Pleosporales; Phaeosphaeriaceae
Exons: 2
Coding region: 1-1263 (420 amino acids)
Source: RefSeq, a predicted model, not a curated record